This is a messenger RNA of Bactrocera latifrons, 4561 nucleotides long. Its product is annotated as protein Optix. Gene Ontology annotation, molecular function: DNA-binding transcription factor activity, RNA polymerase II-specific; RNA polymerase II cis-regulatory region sequence-specific DNA binding. The record is from RefSeq and is a predicted model, not a curated record. The transcript is spliced from 4 exons. Gene Ontology annotation, biological process: regulation of transcription by RNA polymerase II. NCBI's taxonomy places the organism in Eukaryota, Metazoa, Arthropoda, Insecta, Diptera, Tephritidae. The coding region runs from base 843 to 2219 and encodes 458 amino acids. Gene Ontology annotation, cellular component: nucleus; transcription regulator complex.
CGUCGCCGCAGCAGCUACGGCAACAACGGGAGCAGCUGCCGUAUUGGCAGCAUCGGUAGCAACACAACGGUAGCAGCGGCACCACCAGUGACAGUGGCUAUCACAAACGCAGAAGCGGUGGCAGUUAAUUGGCAUUCGCCUACUUGCAAAGCAUACCUACGCGUGGACGCGCAAUAACCCCGUCGCCAAAGUAGCACUGAUCGAUUCGGAGUGUAGUGAAUAAACCGCGGUAGCAUCAAUGUCCUAUCCGGUUCCGAUUGCCUGCGAGAUCUUACACUUAGCCGUGGAUUAAUUCGCAGGCCAUACGCCACGUCGAAACGGUUCAGAUAAUAGCUUCAGCCUACAAGCCAAACUGGCGGAGCAGUACUGUGAAAUUGGGUGUGAAUUCGUACGAUCGAACAGCAAAAGUGUUGAAAAUUAUUUCAGAUUAUUUAAAAUGUAAAAACGAAUUUUUAUGCGAGUUCCAAAUGUGUUGUGAAUUGAGUUAAACAAAGGGAGAUUGUCUAAAUAUUCGAAAUCUUAUUUAAAUUCACAGCUAAAAGUGUCCAUGAGAAAUGAAGUGUGGUGUCCUUUCAUCAGCUGGAAAUCGACACAAUCGAUCCAAUUGAUUUUUUAUUGUGUUUAAUGAACUGAAUGCAAAUUUAUAAAGUUUGUGUGCUGUAAUUGACACAUGUAUGUGUGUAUUUUAUAUUUAACUUCAAAUCGGUGUGAGAAGUUCGAGAGCAUAGCGGAUUUGUAGUUAUUGUUAUAGCUUUUGUUACACUUACCGCCGCUAAAAAUUGCAAAACAUUCGUGGCCUGGAAUAGUAUGCGAAUUUGUUCACAGUGGAUUCAACGAAUAAAAUGGCCGUUGGACCGACGGAGGGCAAGCAACCUCCCUCAGAGACAUUCUCGCCCACACACCAAAUUAUAGCACCGAGUCCGAUCUUGGCUGUGCCAACGCUCGCCUUCUCCGCCGCACAAGUGGAAAUUGUCUGCAAAACGCUGGAGGACUCGGGGGACAUAGAGCGUUUGGCGCGCUUCCUCUGGAGUCUACCGGUGGCCUUGCCGAAUAUGCAUGAAAUAUUGAAUUGUGAAGCCGUACUCAGGGCGCGAGCGGUUGUUGCUUAUCACGUCGGAAAUUUCAGGGAGCUUUAUGCAAUAAUAGAAAAUCAUAAAUUUACAAAAGCCUCUUAUGGCAAAUUACAAGCAAUGUGGCUCGAAGCCCACUACAUUGAAGCGGAAAAAUUGCGCGGCCGAUCACUAGGUCCUGUGGAUAAAUACCGAGUGCGAAAGAAGUUUCCUCUACCACCUACGAUCUGGGAUGGUGAACAAAAGACACAUUGCUUUAAGGAGCGAACGCGAAGUUUGCUGCGUGAGUGGUACCUUCAGGAUCCGUAUCCGAAUCCGACAAAAAAGCGUGAAUUAGCGAAAGCAACCGGCCUCAAUCCAACUCAAGUGGGGAACUGGUUCAAAAACCGGAGGCAGAGGGAUCGAGCUGCUGCUGCCAAAAAUAGAAUACAACAUAAUCAAAAUAAUUCUGGACUCAUUUGCCGCAGUCGCCGGCCGGAUGGAGCACCAUCCCCGAUAGCAUCAGAUACAUCGGACUCAGAUAUUUCACUGGGCACCCAUUCACCUGUUCCUAGUAGUAUUCAGCUACAGCAUAGUCCUGGCUCCACAUCGAACGGUGCUAACGAUCGCGAAGAGAGUCUCAGUGUCGAUGAUGACAAACCGCGUGACUUGGCCACCUCCAUUGCGGCUAGUAAUUUGGUAGCAGCAUCCACAUACGCCACAGCAACACCAUUAUCCACCUGCUUGCCACCAUUUAAAUUGGACACAGCGACCAGUCUCUUCAAUGCCGGUUGUUAUUUACAAAGUUUUAGUAACCUCAAAGAAAUGUCUCAGCAAUUCCCCAUUCAACCGAUCGUCAUUAGACCACAACCACAAUUGCCGGGGCAGGCGCACGGCUUGAAUGGCAGUCACCUGCACGCCGCCAUAAACUAUCCGCCACCAGGUUAUGCGGUGGAUUGCACACCUCCAAAAAUACGUGUCAAUUCUCCAGAAAAACUCAACUCGACAGCCAACAGCAUAGCGGCCACCUUAAGUACCGUUGCGGCGUUGCAGGACACCUCGGCAUAUCAGCACCAUCAUCACAGCGCCCAGCUCUUGCAUCGACCAUUCUCUACGUCACCGGAUUUGCCGCUCAACAACCACAAUGCCGCACCGCCGGAGAUCACAUGAUACACCAGCCGCAGGCACCCAUACAAGCACUAAUACUAGGCACCACUUCAAUUAGUAGAUCUUCGCUCUCGCUCUCUCUCUCAACAGAGGCACACAAGUUUGCAGAAUCCAAAUAAGGGUGUUACAUUGAAUGAAUCAGGCAUUUUAGAGAGCCAGUCAACAAUUUCACAAUGAAUUAUAGUUUUCGGCGAGCGAAUAGUUUACGCCUCUUUCAGACAUCAUAGAUUAUACAUAAAGCUAUUAUUUUUCAAUUCAAAAACUCUUGUUCGAUUCCUCCAGAUUUUAGAAUGUUUUAGACAUUGUAGGACAUUGCACUAAAGCUGAAUGCAAUAGUCUGGUUUAUAUCUUAUGUAUUUACAUGGAUGCUCUCUGACUGUUUCACUUGGCUAACGGUUUUAUAUACAGAGGAAUGAUUCUUAGACGGUUAAGUUUUCAUAAAUUAUUUUUAUCUAUCAAUUUAAUCUAUGGAAAAUAGCGAUAUUUGUUACAAAUGCAAUUAUUCGGAAUAUAUAUAACUUCACUUCUUAAACUAACUGAGUUGUAGCGAAUUAUCUUUGUACUCCACCUGGUUCGAAAAGUUCGAUUUAUUUAUAAGUUUUUGUGAAACAUUUUCAGCAAAAGUUUUGUGAAAGACAAAAUUUGUAAGUAGAAUCUUCCAAGGAUAUACUUAAGUAGUCUCUGAGUGUAUUUGAAAAUCAAGCCAUCUUCUCUGUCAGGUUAAACAAAAUCUUUCUUCGAACCUUCAUGUCCGUAAUUAGGAUUGCAAUGUUGUUACCACAUUCACAUAAUUAUUUCAAGAAUAUUCCUCGCAUAUUAUUUUUUAUAUGUUGCUGACUUAAAAGUUUAGAAACAUGUGUCUGAGUGUUGAUGGAAGUUCCACAGACAUUAUCCGCGUUUUGAGACUUGAAAAAUAUAUAUGUUAAUUUUGCAUAUUAUAUUUGUUUUAUGCGUACAUUGACUUUUAUAUUUCGGGAUUCAAAAACCAAAACAAAUUUUAAUCGUCGCGAAACGCUUUAAUGUUUUUAAACAUAUUCUCCAUUAAGACCAACAUGCUGUUUCGAUUCCAACUUUCGAAGAACUUUUGCCACUCUCAUUGAAGUAUCUUGAAAACAUGCGUUUUGAACGCAUUACCCGCUUCAUCCGGUGUCGAACCUAUCAGUUUAUCUCUUACGUAUUAAAUGUUUGCUGUUCCCACUUAUGCCUAUAAUUGUCGCUAACUCACAAAUUAUAAAGACAACCUACGUACCCGCCGAAGUAUUUUUCUUAUAGGCUUUAAGUCUAAGGAUACACUCCUAGUUAGACCUCUACUUAGCCUACCCCUAACAGCGCCAUUUUAGAUUUAACUGGCUUUACCGAUGAGAACGAUUCUUCUUUUUGUCUUGCCUCAAAUAAUUUCGUUUAUUCGGUUGCGAUGAAAGGCGAUGAGUCAGGAUAAGUCGGAAGUGGGUAUGGUGCAAAGAAUCCCGGACAUAAUCGCAAACAACCGAACAAUUAAUUUAAUUUUAAAAGAUGAUUCAACUAAUGUUGUUAAUAACUCAGCUGCGGGUAGUGACCUAAGAUAAAUCUGUGAAUAUACCCAUAGGAGAAUAGAGCAAUUUAAGCAAAUUUGUGUACCUUUUCUGGUCAAAUACAUCAAACACAAGACAACAAUCCAAAUGAAUAAAAAAUUACGCGUUUUCCACUCCGCGGUAAUUGCUCUAAUAUACAUACAUACAUACUUUAGAUGUUAGUUCACCAUAUGCAAUGUUACCAUUCACUGUACAGCAUGAUUUCGUUAUUUCAUUAAAAUAUUGGUUACUAUGUCUGUAUGUACAUAUGUGCAAAGUUGCGAUUUCGAUGUAAAUAAAUAUGUAAAUGACGGAGCUGGUAUUUCGUGAUCCAAUGAUUCUAAACUAUAUAAUCAAAUUAACUAAUUCAUAUCCCCAGUCACAUGCAUGCAUCCACACACACACACACCCAUACAUGAACAUACAGAUAAGAUAGAAGUUUAUGGCGAAGCGAUUUGAGUGAAUUGUUAAUAGUUUUGCAUCGCUCUACUCAAAAAUAAAUUAAAUUACCAUUAUUUAAUCUACUUAUAUAUUCGCAUAAUAUAGCAUUAGCAGUUCGAUUAUUCCUAGUUAUUGAUAGUUUGAAGGUAUCAUAUGUUUUCUUUUGAAAUUACUUUUUGCUUUGCUCACUGUAGCUCGUUUGUAGGAAAAGUAAGCAAAAUUUCGAAAGUUGAAAUCAAAAAUAUAUUCGAAAAUAUGUACGUAAAUCGUAUGUUAAUUUUGAGUGAGUCAAUGUAAAUAGAUUAUAAGAUCCAAAAAUAUACUAUAUAUAUAGCUUAUCAUUAGAAUGCAAUA